AUGAGGAUUUUGUUGUCGACGGCGCGUUUUCGUCGCCCUAAGCGAUCGCCAAGCGUCCCUCUACCUAUCGGAUUUCCGCGCUCUAUUGUCAGAAAGACACGAGCACUUCGUAUAUGCACACGACAAGCUCCACCAGUAAUUCUACAAGAUUCCAUGGGCGAUACAGUAGCGUUACUUGGACAAGAUGUAGACUUCACCUGCAAAGUGGACAAUCUUGGCAAGCAUAUGGUACUUAGGGAUUUUUUUGAUUGUUUUCCACUGAAGACCUCAAUCUUCCAGGUAGCCUUCGUUCGAGCUAGUACACCACCGAGGUUAAUUUCAUUUGAUGAAAAGAUUUUUCGACAGAAAGACAAAUACGAGUUGAAGCCAAAGAUGGGUCCGAUGAAUAACGAGUGGAUUCUCACGGUUAAAAAUGUGCAGGAAACUGACCGUGGCAAUUACUCAUGCCAAGUCAACGCUGAUCCAGUGUUGAGCUCAACAGCUGAGCUGGAUGUCAAAGCCACGAUUUUUUCGGAAGCAAAUAAGGUUUCGUGGAUUUGGUGCACUCCUAUAACUGCCCCUAUCAAUCUUAUAAUUAUUACUCCAAUUACCGUAUCGGUCACCUCCUCCCCCUCACUCCCACCACCUUCGCGCCCACAUCAUGCGUAG
Messenger RNA from Cylicostephanus goldi, 648 nucleotides. The record is from the annotation of a GenBank genome assembly. Lineage: Eukaryota; Metazoa; Nematoda; Chromadorea; Rhabditida; Strongylidae.